CGGACUGAAAAUAAUAAAGAAAUUGAAAAAAAAAACAUUAUAAAUAAUUAGAGCAAUAAAAAAAAGAUCACGCGCAAGAGAUGAGAAAGGGGAUCCAACCCGCCCUGGAGCAGUUCCUGGUGACCGCCGGGGGUGGGGAGGGGGCGGCCGCCGUCGCCGCCGCCGCUGCUGCUGCUGCAGCCUCCAUGGACAAAAGGGCAUUGCUGGCCAGCCCCGGCUUCCCCGCCACCGCCGCCCCCGGCACUUACAUCCAGAUUCUCACCACGAACACUACCACCUCCUCCUCCUGUUCCUCCUCCCUUCAAAGUGGGGGUGCUGCCACUGGCCCCCAGCACACUAACAUCCCCGGCGUGGAGCAGACCGCCAGCAGCUUCCUCUACUCCACCCCGCAUGGACCCUCCAGCCGAGCCGGGCUGCUGCAACAGCAACCAGCCUUAGGACGAGGCGGCGGUGGCGGCCCUCCGGCAAAGCGAAGGCUGGAGCUAGGAGAAAGUGGUCAUCAGUUUCUCUCAGAUGGUCUAAAAACCCCAAAAGGCAAAGGAAGAGCCGCAGUAAGAAGUCCAGAUAGUCCAAAAACUCCAAAAUCUCCCUCAGAAAAAACACGGUAUGAUACGUCACUUGGUCUGCUCACCAAGAAGUUCAUUCAGCUAUUGAGCCAAUCCCCAGAUGGGGUCUUGGAUUUGAACAAGGCAGCUGAAGUGCUUAAAGUGCAAAAGAGGAGAAUCUAUGAUAUCACCAAUGUGCUGGAAGGCAUCCACCUCAUUAAGAAGAAAUCUAAAAACAACGUACAGUGGAUGGGCUGCAGUCUCUCUGAUGAUGGGGGCAUGUUGGCUCAGUGUCAAGGUUUAUCAAAGGAGGUGACGGAACUCAGUCAGGAAGAGAAGAAGCUAGAUGAACUGAUUCAAAGCUGCACCCUAGACCUUAAGCUGUUAACAGAAGAUUCAGAAAAUCAAAAAUUAGCUUAUGUUACAUAUCAAGAUAUCCGAAAAAUUAGUGGCCUUAAAGACCAAACUGUUAUUGUUGUGAAAGCCCCUCCAGAAACAAGACUUGAAGUGCCUGAUCCCUUAGAGAGCCUACAAAUACAUUUAUCAAGUAACCAAGGACCUAUUGAAGUUUACCUGUGUCCAGAAGAGAAUGAAACACACAGUCCAGUAAAAUCCUACAACCAAGACCACAAUGGGAAUAUUCCCAAAUCCAGUUCCAAAGACUUGGCCUCAACCAACUCAGGACAUGCUGACUGCUCCAUUUCUAUGGCAAACCUUUCUCCCUUGGCUUCUCCAACUAAUCUGCUCCAGCAGACUGAGGACCAAAUUCCUUCAAACCUAGAAGGACCAUUUGUGAACUUAUUGCCUCCCUUAAUCCAAGAAGACUACCUACUCAGCCUUGGGGAAGAAGAAGGCAUCAGUGAUCUCUUCGAUGCUUAUGAUUUAGAAAAACUUCCAUUGGUGGAGGACUUUAUGUGCAGUUGAUUGUUUUGUGUGAAUUCUCUCUAUAUAUAAACCAAUAUUUUUUUAUCAUGGAACUAGAACAUCUGUCCUUCAGUGUUGUCCCUUGCGACCUUCUUCCUUCAAGAAUAUUAUCACGAAGUAAACUACAACUUCACAACAAAGCUGACAUUUUACUAAGUUUUUUUUCUUCUAAAUAUUGAAUAAGCGCACAGUUGCAGGCUUCUUUGGGAGAAAGCCCUGCUUUGCCCUAGGCUCCGAAAUCUUGUGGAUGAAACAGCAGGUGGAACGUGUGCAAUCAGGUAGCUAAACCUUGCCCUCUCGCCUGCCUGCCCUCCCUCCCUUCCCAGGUGGCCACUUUGCCUGAUGGAUGGGCUAGUGGAGAAGGCCCAGAAUCACGUGGUCCACUUGCAAACAGCAAUCUUCCUUAAUAGCAUUUCAAGCCGUGCCUUCUUUGUAGAAUGCAUGUCUUUGGGGUCUGCUAAUAUGGAAUGGAACUGCAGGAAGCAUAAACUUGAAGUCAUGCAAAAGUAUGAAAAUGUAUUUCUUCAGCUCUUCCUAGGAAUAUUUAAAUUGUGGUCCUUACAUGAUUUAAUCUAUGUACUAUUUGUUUGGUAUGAGGUAAGAAAUACUAAUGCCCUAUUAUGCCUUUGGUUUGAAGUUUUCCAUAUAAUAUGUUGCAAAUAGAGACAAAUUUCUGCCACUCCAAGCAAUUGUGGAUUUUCAGGUGCUCCCAUAAAAAUCCCCAUUUUAUUUGUAUCGUUAACGUUUAUUUGUAGCACAUGGCCACUUAGGAAUUCUUGGUGUUUUUUUUUUGUUUUGUUUUGUUUUGUUUUUAAGCAUUUAAGCCUUCCUAUGGCACCCAUCACCAUUUCAAUUUAAUUGUUUACUUUGAAGCAGUUUCUACUAAUUUCUUCCAGCUUGGGGUAAAGCUGAUAAGAACUGCUGCUGCUGAGCAAAGUUUCUAAACCUGUGUGAUCCCAGUGCUGUAGAGGCCUUGUUUCACAUUGGUCCUUUCUCUGUGGAACAGAGGAACUGGGAUGAGUCAGUAUUGGAUACUAAUGCCUUGGGCCCCGCCUUUGAAGGGGAGUGCCAGGUUCAUGAGCAAGGCAGUCCUAGGUGGAGGUUGAGAAGAACUGCUUCAUGUAGGGGUCUUUUGUCUGCCAAUGACCACAGAAAAGGGCUCUCUUGCGUCACACUCAGGGACACCACUCCUAGGGAUGGGUCAGGAAGAGACCUAUAGGAAAGACAUUCCCAUCCCAGGAGGCCGAACAAUAUUUACUUCAGCUAGUAAGUAAUCACAAAAGGGAUUCGGUCCAGCCACAGCUCUGGCCCAAGUCCCAUUCCCUCUUAUCUUGUGAGGGAGGAUCAUGGAUUGAAGGGAGUCAAGGAAAAUAAGGCAGUAUUAGUGAAGGUGUGGUAGAAUUCUCCCUAUUUCUUCUCAGGGAAUGGCUUCCAAGUUUGGGGAUGGAGGGCUGAGUUAGCUUCAUUUGGGUGAAUAUCCAAGUAUACUCUCCCGUCUCCAGAUGGAAACAUGUUCUUUACAGCCAGACCCAUAGGUUGGAGUUGGUCUGUCUUGGCUCCGUUAUACCUCAAACUCCAUUCCCUGAAUGCUGAGAAUUCUCCCAUCGUCCAGAGCAACAGAUGGAGCAGGGAGGAGGGGGGGUGGGAGAAUUGUGGAUAGGAAGAACCUCUGAAUGAGCAGUGGGAUUGAUCGUUUGGAUGGCUGACAUAGUGCUUGGGCACCUGGGCACUUGAUAAACACUUUAACAAAAAAACAACAACAACAAAAGUCCCUUGGUAAAUUUCAAAAAGAAUCUUACCUUGGAGUUGACUGUCUACAGAAUUCCAUAUGCAAAGUGGUGGGGGAGUCAUAAAAGUGACUCCAACACCUUAAAAUACUUGUGUAUGUGUGUGUGUGGGUGUAUAUUUGAAAAGGGAGAAACAAUGCAGAACAAAGAUGCUUGGUGUGUGUUCUUGCCCCCACACACCCUGGACUUGGUACAGAAUGUUUGGUGGUGGUACUUGCUACAGAGAGGGGAAGGGUGGGGGAAUGGGGAGGGGAAGCUUUGUGUUAAGUGCCUACUGGAAAUGCACUGUGGGGUUUUUUUUCCUGUAAAGGAAACAAUUUAUGCCAAGCUUUUUUUUCCAUAUACCAUAUUUAUCUCAUCUGGUUAGCUGCCUCUGCUUCCAGCUUUGUGUAAUUUUGCCAGCAGCGCAAAGCUGACUUUUCCCAAAGUUUAAACAGUGAGUAUCACCUGACUGGAUUGUUUAUUUUUUUAAUCCUUUUGGUAAUAUAAUACCAUAUUUAUUGUUUUGAAAGUGAGAGGAAUCCUAAUACGUCUUAAAAGUUCCUUUGUGUGUAAAGUUUUUUUUUUUUUCUUCUUUUUUUUCAAUUCAUGGGCUCAUUUGAUGUACAUGAAUUAGGUGUCCCAUGUUGUAUUUUUGUUUGCAAGUUUUUAUCUUUAUCAUCCUAUCUGGCACAAAAGUGGGUUAAUACUACAGUAUUUUGUAUUAUUUACUUUUGAGUACUCUAUAUUGCAGGUUUUCUGGUACCCUUGAGUUGCUGCUAUAAAAACAAAAGCUCACAUCUGAAACGGCUAAAAGUUAAGUUACUUGAGUGCAAAUUCUGACUGAGUGAGCCUUAGAAUAUAAAAUUGUAUAAAGGGCAACACAUGAGCUGUCAAACAGUAUUAAGUAUGUGUUUAUAUGUACAUAUAUGUGCAUAGUGAAGGUUUUAUUUAAGUUGCUAAUGUAGUCUACUCACAUUUUAGUCAUCUAGCCAUUUUGUAUAAUAAUAGAAAUUAAUUUGUAAACACUGCCAGAAUAUUUUCUAGCUGGUUUGUAAUUUUAUAAGAGUGUUUGCUUUUGUUUGUUGGUUUGUUUGUUUGUUGUUGUUUUUAAGAUGUAGAUCUGUAAAUAAAAUUGCAGUAUUUAAAGCUUUAGCUCUGUGGAAAAAGAAAACUUGAGUUCCAAAUAAAUACGUGAAUAAGGAAGGAGGAAUGUAUAGGGAGCUUAAUGGAGAGUAAAAAGAAUAGAAAUGGUCAGAUUAUGGACAUUUUUUUUCUUUUUGCAGAGGAAAUAUCAUUUUGUACAAAGUAAAUCCUUCUCCCAAAGAAGGAAUAGGCAAAAAUAAUACUAAUCAGUUGAGCUUUGUGUUGUAUGUUAGUUUUAAAAAAAGUAACAUGUAAAAUAAUGUAAAAAAAAAAAAGUUAAAAAAAAAAAAGCUUUUCUGAUGGGUUUUGUAAAUAGAUUUGUUACAGGAUGACCUGUUCUCUAGCUGUGAUCUUACCACUUCAAAUGGAUGUAAUUUGAAUAAAUUUUGUAUGGUAAAGAAUCAAUAAAACAAUUUUUUUUAAGAGUUUAAA
Molecule: messenger RNA, 4813 nt
Organism: Antechinus flavipes (yellow-footed antechinus)
Lineage: Eukaryota; Metazoa; Chordata; Mammalia; Dasyuromorphia; Dasyuridae
Gene: E2F3
Product: E2F transcription factor 3
Exons: 7
Coding region: 81-1469 (462 amino acids)
Biological process (GO): regulation of transcription by RNA polymerase II
Cellular component (GO): RNA polymerase II transcription regulator complex
Molecular function (GO): RNA polymerase II cis-regulatory region sequence-specific DNA binding; protein dimerization activity; DNA-binding transcription factor activity, RNA polymerase II-specific
Source: RefSeq, a predicted model, not a curated record